Molecule: messenger RNA, 1837 nt
Organism: Cajanus cajan (pigeon pea)
Lineage: Eukaryota; Viridiplantae; Streptophyta; Magnoliopsida; Fabales; Fabaceae
Product: beta-glucosidase 24
Biological process (GO): carbohydrate metabolic process
Molecular function (GO): beta-glucosidase activity
Source: RefSeq, a predicted model, not a curated record
AUAAAAAAAAGGUGGAGGUAGUAACAAGUUAUUAUGAUCCUCUAUAAAAGGAACUCAUUUGGUGAGAAAGGGAAAUGCAAUCAAGCAGAUAUGGCACAUAACGUAUAUAUACUUUUACGUCUCUUUCUCGUUGCUCUAGUUACCUCAUUGAUCACCAUAGCAGAAGCCGUUACCCCUACUGAGGAACUAGCUUCGCUGAAUCGGAACAAUUUUCCAUCUGGCUUCAUCUUUGGUACAGCAUCCUCGGCGUACCAGUACGAAGGUGCAGCAAAUGAAGGUGGCAGAGGACCAAGUAUUUGGGAUACCUUCACCCAUAAAUAUCCAGGUAAGAUAAAGGACAGGGCCAGUGGAGAUGUUGCCGUUGACUCAUAUCAUCGCUACAAGGAAGAUGUUGGGAUUAUGAAAGACAUGAAUUUGGAUGCUUACAGAUUUUCUAUAUCUUGGUCUAGAAUACUCCCGAAGGGAAAGCUAAGUGGAGGUAUAAAUCAAGAAGGAGUGGACUAUUAUAACAAUCUUAUCAAUGAGCUAGUGGCAAAUGGUUUACAACCAUUUGUGACUCUUUUUCAUUGGGAUCUUCCUCAAUUUUUAGAAGAUGAAUAUGGUGGUUUCUUAAGUCCUCUAAUUGUGAAAGAUUUUCAAAACUAUGCUGAACUUUGCUUUAAAGAAUUUGGUGAUAGGGUAAAACAUUGGAUAACUUUUAAUGAACCAUGGAGUUAUAGCCAACAUGGUUAUGCAACGGGGAAAAUGGCACCAGGUCGAUGUUCUGCUUGGUUGAAUCAAAAUUGCAAUGGUGGUGAUUCUGCCAUAGAACCCUAUUUGACCACACAUCACCAACUCCUUGCUCAUGCAUCAGCUGUUCAUGUGUACAAGACCAAAUAUCAGACAUUUCAAAAUGGUUUGAUAGGCAUAACCUUGAAUUCUAAUUGGUUCGUGCCUCUCUCGGAUAACAAACUUGAUCAAAAGGCUACGCAACGAGCUACUGACUUCAUGUAUGGAUGGUUUAUGGAUCCAUUAACAAUGGGAGAUUAUCCAAAAAGUAUGCGAUCUUUGGUGAGAACACGAUUACCAAAGUUUACAAAGGAACAAUCAAGAUUACUUAUUGGUUCAUUUGAUUUUAUUGGUUUAAACUACUACACCUCUAAUUAUGUCUCUGAUGCAUCUCACCAAAGCAAUGUCAAAUUCAACUAUGUAACAGAUUCUCUUGUUAAUCAUUCAUUUGUGCGUGAUGGAAAAUCUAUUGGUCUAAAUGUUGCUUCAGAAUGGUUAUACGUUUAUCCAAAAGGAAUUCGAAACCUUUUACUAUACACUAAAGAGAAAUACAACAAUCCUUUAAUUUAUAUCACUGAAAAUGGUAUAAAUGAGUAUGACGAUCCAUCACUGUCACUUGAAGAAUCUCUCUUGGAUACUUAUAGAAUUGACUAUCAUUAUCGUCAUCUCUUUUAUCUUCAAGAUGCAAUUAAGAAUGGCGUGAAUGUAAAAGGAUAUUUUGCAUGGUCUCUAUUAGACAACUUCGAAUGGCAAUCAGGCUACACUAUGCGAUUUGGAAUGAAUUUUGUAAAUUAUAAAAAUGGCUUAGAAAGAUACCCGAAACUUUCUGCAUUAUGGUUCAAAAAUUUUCUUAAAAACGAAAUCAAACUUCAAGAAGAUUGAAUGUAAUAACUUUGCUGUAUGACAUUCUUAAAAACUUGUAUUUGUAAAUAUAUGAUAGUUGUUAAGAUUUUUUUAAUUCUUAUAUUAGACAUUUUCUUAUGAAUUUGUAGUUCUCAUAAAUAUUCUUAUGGAUUUAUAGUUUUUGGAAUUAAAUCUAAAUACAACAUGUUGCAAACUUGUUAUCAAA